Eucalyptus grandis is the source of this 3546-nucleotide messenger RNA. RefSeq lists its product as uncharacterized. Lineage: Eukaryota; Viridiplantae; Streptophyta; Magnoliopsida; Myrtales; Myrtaceae. The record is from RefSeq and is a predicted model, not a curated record.
CCCCCUCCGCUUCCCGAAAAGCACACACACUGAUCCACUCUCUCUCCUCAACGACUGUGGUCUCUCUCUCUCUCUCUCUCUCUCUCUCUUUCUCUCUUAUUCUUCCUUCAUCUUCAAGCUUCCCCAUCAAAUCCCCUUCCGCCUCCGCGCCUCCGAAUCCUCCGCCGGCGAAACCCUCCCCCGCCCGCCCCCUUCUCGACCCCGAUCGCUUCCCCGGCCGCGCUCCCCUCCGCCGAUUCCGCAUGGCCCGGGCCUCCGCGCUCGGUUCGUCGCCGCCGUCGCCGUCUCCGGAUUCUCUCGGUGCCGGUUCGCGCGCUCGCGCGGCGUCGUUUUGAUCUGCUCUCCUUUGGCGAUUUCUGCGGGUUUCUGAGCCGGAUUUCGGGGGGGCGGUGGAGACGAUAUGAAGCAGGAGUGGGAUUCGGAAGGAGGCGAGACGACGCGGUUCCGCGCCCGAUUCGGUCGGGAUUCGAGCGGCGGCGGCGGCGGCAAGAGGCUGAACGGUUCGUCUUCCCUGAUUGUGUAUGCUAGGAGGGUUAAGCCGCGCAAUGGCUUCGCUGUGUGUGCCGAGGCUAGCGGCGCGGCGAAUGGUGCGAUCGAGGAGCGGCAAUCGGAUGUAGCUUCGGAUUUUUCCGGGAGUGAAGCGGAGGUGGAGACCGAUCGGAGCUGCUUUCUGGACGAAGAGCUGGACGGCGGGCUGGUGGAAGUCGUUGUGCGGGAGGAUUUCAGUCGCGCUGUAAGGGGGCGACGGUCUCGUGAAGGAACGAAGAUGCUCGGAGAGAUCGAUGGAUUGGUAGACGUUGUGAUUCUAGAAGAUGGUGGCCUGCACGAGACGUCUCCGGUGCUUAAGAUCGAGGAGGGACGGACUGUAGCAAGUGCGUCGCGCGCCGUAGAGUGCGAAGGGACUUCGAAGGUGGAGGCGGAUGCAAAUGCCGAGACCACCGUUAGAGCCGCUCGAAAUAACCCGGAAUCGAAAAUGUCGAAGACGAUUGUGUGGAAACAGGAAUUGGCGACGGUCACUGAUCUCUUUGAUACUGGUUUGCUCGAUGGGGUAACUGUAGUUUACAUGGGGGGCGGCAACGCGGUGUCUGGGCUUCGAGGAGUAAUCACAGAAGGAGGGAUAUUGUGUUCAUGUGUUAGUUGCAAUGGAUGCAGAGUUAUUCCACCUUCCCAAUUUGAGAUACAUGCGUGCGGUGCUUACAAACGUGCUUCCCAGUACACUUGCUUUGAGAAUGGAAAGAGCCUGCUUGAUUUGUUGAGGGCUUGCAGGGAAGCUCCCCUUCACUCGCUAGAAAGUACAGUCCAAAGUAUUAUUCAUCAAUCGCCUGUGGAAAAAUCGUUCACUUGUAGAGGGUGCAAAGGUAAAUUCCCUGCAUUAUCUGUUGCCAGAGCAGGAUCUUUGUGUAAUUCAUGUGUGCAGUCAAAGAAAUGUCAAAGCACACCCAAUAACAAAAGUCAUUCAAGGGCUAGGUUAGCAAGAACAGUUGUAACCUCGGAGUCCUCUAUGAGUCCUUCAAUGAGUUUCUCUUUGCUUGGUGGCAGUGUGGGGAUAAGAAAGACACGGUCUGCGAACAAGCUUCGAAUGUCAAAGUCUGCUGAUAAUGGUUUAGCGGUUAUUUCUUAUCCAAAGGGGACUCUGUGGAAAACAUCCAGAAAGCUGGAAUCCUCUGAAUCUAGGUCACCUGGAGCAGAUCUAAUUUUGAAAGCAUCUCGAAGUGCAUGUGCUCUUAUUUCUCCACAAACGAAGAGUCAGCUGAAGAUGAAGUCACCAAAAUUUGUUUCAAAGGUCCAGUAUGUGAAGAGUUCUUCAGUGCCUAUCACUUUACAAAAGAAGAGUCAGUGGAAGAUAACUAUAAAAGAUCAGAGGUUGCACAAAUUGGUUUUUGAGGAAGAUGGGUUGCCUGAUGGAACUGAGGUGGCUUAUUAUUCACGAGGACAGAAAUUACUCGAGGGUUACAAAAAGGGUUUUGGGAUAUUUUGCAGAUGCUGCAACUGUGAGGUUAGCCCCUCACAGUUUGAAGUUCAUGCUGGCUGGGCUUCUCGCAAGAAGCCCUAUUCAAAUAUUUACACAUCCAAUGGGGUUUCCCUCCAUGAAUUGGCAAUCUCUCUAUCAAAAGGGCGAAAAUAUUCUGCCAAGGAUAAUGACAACCUGUGCAUUAUUUGUGCAGAUGGGGGGAACCUUGUGCUCUGUGAUGGUUGCCCAAGAGCUUUCCAUAAAGAAUGUGCUUCUCUGACAAAUGUUCCACGUGGUAAAUGGUACUGCAAUUUUUGUGAGAAUAUUUCAAAAGAGAAGUUCGUGAAUGAAAAUGCUGUUGCUGCUGGAAGAGUUUCGGGAGUUGAUCCUAUUGAGCAAAUAACACAGAGAUGCAUUCGUAUUGUCAAGAACAUAGGUUCUGAGGUCACUGGAUGUGCACUAUGCAGAGGUUAUGAUUUUAGCAAAUCUGGAUUUGGUCCUCGCACCAUCAUUCUCUGUGACCAGUGUGAGAAGGAAUAUCAUGUGGGCUGCUUGAGGGAUCAUAGAAUGGCCAUUCUUAAGGAAUUACCAAAGGGGAAGUGGUUUUGUUGUACAGACUGCAGUAGGAUACACUCCACGUUGCAGGGCUUGCUUGUUCGUGGUGAAGAGAAGCUCCAAGACUCUCUUUUAAAUAUUCUAAAGAAGAAGCAUGAGGAGAAAGGUCUUACAACAGUCAACAAUUAUGAUACAAGCUGGAGGCUGCUGAGUGGCAGUUAUGCUUGUUCUGAGUCUAGGAGAUUGCUUUCAGAGGCCGUUUCUAUAUUCCAUGAAUGCUUUGACCCAAUAGUUGAUCCUACGACGAACCGUGAUCUCAUUCCUUCAAUGGUGUAUGGAAGGUGCACGAGGAACCAAGAGUACAGUGGAAUGUACUGCGCAGUGCUAAUUGUCAACUCAAUUGUUGUAUCAGCAGGAAUUCUUAGGAUUUUCGGACAAGAAUUGGCUGAACUCCCCUUAGUAGCGACAAAAAAGGGCAGUCAUGACCAGGGCUACUUUCAACUACUGUUCUCUUGCAUUCAGAAACUGCUGGGUUUCUUGAAUGUAAGGAGCCUUGUGCUACCAGCUGCUGCAGAAGCGGAGUCUAUAUGGACUGACAAAUUUGGUUUCGUAAAGAUGGAACUUGACCAGCUCACUAGUUAUAGGAAAAUCUGCAGCCAGAUGGUCACUUUCAAAGGGACAUCUAUGCUGCAAAAACCAGUUCCAAGGUGCAGCUUUGACGAUGCUGGAAUAUGUUAGUUUCAGGAUUUCCUUUUUAGAGUUGUUUAUUGGCAGAGUUUAGUUGGGUUCUCUCUUGUACAUGCUUUCUUCCCCUUCCUUUUUAGUGUUGCAAUUUUGUAUAUUAUUCACAAUUUUUGGCCCCCUUCGACCAUUAAAAAAAAAAAAAAAAAAAAAAAAAGGUCACAGGGAUAGGUUGAAAGGAGGGGGAAUUGGCGGAAGCUUGAACUUUGCUUUUUUGUAAUGCUUAAAGGAAAAACGUUCCGAGUAAGCAAAGGUUCAAUAUGAUAGUUAUGCUAUUUUGCCGAUCCAUUUCUUUGGAA